Messenger RNA from Mesorhabditis spiculigera, 291 nucleotides. NCBI's taxonomy places the organism in Eukaryota, Metazoa, Nematoda, Chromadorea, Rhabditida, Rhabditidae. The record is from the annotation of a GenBank genome assembly.
AUGAGCUGCAGAAGAAUUCAAUUCGCUCUAUUGGUGCUACUUCCGGUACUUCUACUAGCUCAAGAAAUAGCGCAGGAAGAGCUGCGGCCAUUUGUAGCCAUCAUGCCCCCGUUCUUACGCAUGGACAGGCGGGCCAUCUCCAAAUUCAUCCAAACACGCCAGGAGCCGAAGCGAUACGCGAAUACGUUGGACAAAGUCAACAUUGAAGCUAUGGAGAAGCUCGGCAAGUAUGAUCUAUCAAUUGAAGAAGAUGCAACAAGCCGGGAUGAUUUAAAACGCCAGAUCUUCGUG